Molecule: messenger RNA, 954 nt
Organism: Pseudocercospora fijiensis CIRAD86
Lineage: Eukaryota; Fungi; Ascomycota; Dothideomycetes; Mycosphaerellales; Mycosphaerellaceae
Exons: 6
Coding region: 1-954 (317 amino acids)
Source: RefSeq, a predicted model, not a curated record
AUGUGGGAGAGUGAUCACGCAUCUGCUUUGGAGCUACGACAUAAGACAUUCCAAUCAUGGACUCUAUGUGCCAAGCAAGCAACCGCGCCUGAGCAGACGAUAACAAUGCUUGAGCCUCAUGACCAGACAAAAGAUUGUCCGAUCUUUACAAAGAAGACGCCACAUCGGUCUAUGAUCCUGCCACUACCAAAGCCUUUCAACCUCAUACAUUCUCUUUGUCCGCGCAAGAAUAUGGCAAUAGGACAAUGCUCUUCACCACCGCCUGCCUCAACAAGAUAUAAUGCCCUUCAUCAUCAACCCAAAUCCCUUCCUCUCUCCAUCAGCUUCUCAACCCUGCUAGACCAACGAUACCUGCAACCCCCAGCAGGUCUCGAUCCCACCACCCCCAACCACUCUAGCAAGCAACCUACAUCUCCCGUCCACCGAUCGCUGGUUCGAUCAGUUCCCGACACCAAGAUGUGCUACACCCAAACCCCCUACCACACCGUCUGCGGACACUACGGCAAACCCACCUUCACCGGUGGCUCGCCCUGCAUCCGAGCCCAGACAACCAAGGGUUACACCAAAGGUUGCGAAUCCACGCAGAACCAUGUGCAGAGCACUGCUUCUCGCUGUAUCGCUUGUACGAGGGAGAAGGCGAAUCUUCUCUUACCGCUUUCUCUUUCUAGGAACGAUUCCUCUUCUUCUCUCUCCUCCAUGGCCUCCGCUGCUUCGGCUUCUAGUUCUGUUUCUGCUGCGACUUUGAGAAGUCUGAAGCAGGAGACCGGGAGUUGCGGCAGUUGGGGUUUCAAGGGAGGCGAGUUCUUCGAGCCGAGUUCCCUGCAUUGGAGAGGUCAUGUUGGCACUGCUGAUCAACGUAAGACUGACAAUGGCAGUAGUAUGUAUGCUGUCCAACCUAAAGUCUUGCUUGGAGUAAUGGCAUGGCAUGGCAUGGCAUGGUAUGGGAGAAGGUAA